GCCAUGUAGCAGGGCCAGCCUCAGUUGUACCAAGCAUAGUUUUGAUGCAGCUUCUUUAGUACCUUACAAUAAUAUUAGCAAAUAUUUCCUCUUUCCUCACAGGGCUUUUCCGUUGAAAUGAUGAUUCUUUACCUGGACCAAUUUGUUCCUUUUCCACUUAUACUUUUGUACCACUGGACUGUCAUUACUCUAUCCCUAAAUCUUGAGGAUCCAAAUGUGUGCAGCCACUGGGAGAGUUAUUCUGUUACAGUGCAAGAAUCCUAUCCACAUCCUUUUGAUCAGAUUUACUACACCAGCUGUACUGACAUUCUGAACUGGUUCAAAUGCACCCGGCACAGAAUCAGUUAUCGAACGGCCUACAGACAUGGAGAAAAAACUAUGUAUAGACGGAAAUCGCAGUGUUGCCCUGGAUUUUAUGAAAGCAGGGAAAUGUGCAUCCCUCACUGUGCUGAUAAAUGCAUCCAUGGCCGUUGUAUUGCUCCAAACACCUGUCAGUGUGAGCCUGGCUGGGGUGGACCCAACUGCUCCAGUGCAUGUGACAGUUACCACUGGGGACCCCACUGCACCAGUCGUUGCCAAUGCAAAAACGGAGCUCUGUGUAACCCCAUCACCGGAGCCUGCCAUUGCUCUGCUGGAUUCAAGGGAUGGCGCUGCGAAGAGCGCUGUGACCAAGGGACAUAUGGAAAUGACUGCCACCAAAAAUGCCAAUGUCAGAAUGGCGCCACUUGUGAUCAUGUGACCGGAGAAUGUCGAUGCCCUCCUGGAUACACCGGAGCGUUCUGUGAGGAUCUCUGUCCCCCUGGCAAGCAUGGACCACAGUGUGAAGAACGAUGCCCGUGCCAGAACGGGGGAGUGUGUCAUCAUGUAACUGGAGAAUGCGCCUGUCCACCUGGCUGGAUGGGCACAGUCUGUGGUCAGCCUUGCCCUGAAGGGCGCUAUGGAAAGAACUGCUCCCAGGAAUGUCAAUGCCACAAUGGAGGGACAUGUGACUCAGCAACAGGUCAAUGUCGCUGUGGUCCUGGCUACACAGGGGAACGGUGUCAGGAUGAAUGUCCAGUGGGGACUUUUGGAGUAGCAUGUGCAGAGACCUGCCAGUGCAUGAAUGGUGGAAAGUGCUACCACAUUAGUGGUGCAUGUCUUUGUGAGCCAGGAUAUACAGGAGAACACUGUGAAACAAGGCUGUGCACUGAAGGUGUCUAUGGUAUCAAAUGUGACAGAAGAUGUCCUUGUCAUUUGCCAAACACUCGCAGCUGUCACCCAAUGUCUGGAGAAUGCUCCUGCAAGCCUGGCUGGUCUGGACUCUACUGUAAUGAGACGUGUUCCCCAGGGUUCUAUGGUGAAUCUUGUCAACAGAUCUGCAGUUGCCAAAAUGGCGCCGACUGUGAUAGUGUGACUGGGAAAUGCAUUUGUGCCCCAGGAUUUAAGGGUUAUGACUGUUCUAUUCCUUGCCCUCCUGGAACAUACGGAGUAAAAUGUUCAUCUACAUGCAACUGUAAAAAUGAGGCCAUCUGUUCCCCAGUGGACGGUUCUUGUACCUGCAAAGCAGGCUGGCAUGGAGUGGACUGCUCUAUCAACUGCCCUAGUGGGACUUGGGGUCUUGGUUGUAAUUUAACAUGCCAAUGUCUUAAUGGCGGGGCCUGUAAUACGCUGGAUGGAACUUGCACCUGUGCACCAGGAUGGAGAGAAGAAAAAUGUGAACAGCCUUGUCCGGAUGGCACAUACGGGUUGGACUGUGCAGAGCGCUGUGACUGCAGCCAUGCAGAUGGCUGUCACCCAACUACUGGCUACUGCCGCUGCCUCCCAGGAUGGUCAGGUAUGCGUUGUGACAGUGUAUGUGCCGAAGGACACUGGGGUCCAAAUUGUUCAUUGUCCUGUUACUGUAAAAAUGGAGCAUCAUGUUCUCCAGAUGAAGGAAUUUGUGAAUGUGCACCUGGGUACAGAGGCACUACUUGCCAAAGAAUUUGCUCUCCUGGAUUCUAUGGCCAUCGCUGCAGUCAGGCGUGUCCCCAGUGUGUGCACAGCAGUGGUCCGUGCCACCAUGUGACAGGGCUGUGCGACUGUUUACCUGGUUUCACAGGGGCGCUUUGCAAUGAAGUCUGUCCCAGUGGAAGAUUCGGGAAGAAUUGUGCAGGAAUUUGCACCUGCACCAAUAAUGGAACUUGUAAUCCAAUUGACAGAUCUUGUCAAUGUUAUCCUGGCUGGAUUGGGAGUGACUGUUCUCAGCCUUGCCCUCCUUCCCACUGGGGCCCAAAUUGUAUCCAUACUUGCAAUUGCCACAAUGGAGCUCGCUGUAGUGCUUAUGAUGGGGAGUGUAAAUGCACCCCAGGCUGGACUGGGCUCUACUGCACACAAAGAUGCCCUUUGGGUUUUUAUGGAAAGGACUGUGCAUUAAUCUGCCAGUGUCAGAACGGAGCCGACUGUGAUCACAUCUCAGGGCAGUGUACAUGUCGCACAGGCUUCAUGGGGAAACACUGUGAACAGAAGUGUCCCCAGGGUACAUAUGGAUAUGGCUGCCGGCAAAUAUGUGAUUGUCUGAACAACUCCACUUGUGACCACAUCACUGGAACCUGUUACUGCAGUCCUGGUUGGAAAGGAGCAAGAUGUGACCAAGCUGGGGUAAUCAUAGUGGGAAAUUUGAACAGCUUAAGCCGCACUAGUGCUGCAAUGCCUGCUGAUUCUUACCAGAUUGGAGCCAUUGCUGGCAUCAUUAUUCUCGUCCUUGUUGUCCUCUUCUUGCUAGCACUAUUCAUCAUUUAUAGACAAAAACAGAAGGUGAAAGAAACAAAUAUGCCAGCAGUUACCUAUACACCUGCCAUGAGGGUCAUCAACACAGACUAUACUGUUUCAGAAACCAUUCCUCACAGCAAUGGUGGGAAUGCUAAUAGUCACUACUUCUCCAACCCAAGCUAUCAUACUCUAACACAAUGCUCAAACUCAGCAAAUGCCAACAACCUGGACAGGAUCACUGUGGCAAAGACAAACAACAAUCAACUCUUUGUGAAUCUUAAGAACAUGGACCCUGCAAAGCGAGGCCCUGUCAUGGACUAUACGGGAACAUUGCCUGCUGACUGGAAGCAUGGAGGCUACCUCAAUGAGCUUGGGGCUUUUGGAAUUGACAGAGGUUGUACGGGCAAAUCUCUGAAAGAUCUAAUGAAGACUUCUGAAUACAAUUUAAGUAACUGCUCUUUAAGUAGCUCUGAAAAUCCAUAUGCUACUAUUAAAGAUCCACCAGCACUCACACCAAAAAAUUCAGAAUGUGGUUAUGUGGAAAUGAAGUCACCAGCACGCAGAGACUCUGCCUAUGCAGAAAUUAAUAACUCUGCUUCAACCAAUAAAAAUGUAUAUGAAGUUGAACCUACAGUUAGUGUUAUCCAAGGAACACUGAAUAACAAUGGACCUUUCAGCCAAGAUCUGUAUGAUCUUCCAAAACACAGCCACAUUCCCUGCCAUUACGACCUGCUGCCUGCUCGGGAUAGUCCUGCUUCUUCAGAAAAAGAUGACAUAAGUGAAUGA
Messenger RNA from Varanus komodoensis (Komodo dragon), 3513 nucleotides. It is a transcript of the gene MEGF10, whose product is annotated as multiple EGF like domains 10. The coding region runs from base 118 to 3513 and encodes 1131 amino acids. The transcript has 24 exons. The record is from RefSeq and is a predicted model, not a curated record. NCBI's taxonomy places the organism in Eukaryota, Metazoa, Chordata, Lepidosauria, Squamata, Varanidae. Gene Ontology annotation, molecular function: scavenger receptor activity; protein binding.